AUGGAGAAUGGAGAGCAUCAAGCCAUUACAAUAGCGGAAUCAGAUAGCAACCAAGAAUUGCCAGUUCGCUCUACCAAUGAAAUAGAAGAAUCCACUAACGUUGAAUCUAUCAUUCACAUGCAGAGGCGCUUGAAUGAAAUUAAAAGAGAAGGAAUCCAAAACUUAAGAGAAAGACAAAAUGCUUUCAUAUGCAAAGUCCCUCAAAGCCUCAUAGAAAUCGGCAGUCCUAGGGACAAUGAGCCAGAAAUUGUGUCGAUAGGCCCUUAUCACCACAGCAAAGAUGGGGUCUUAGAAUUUGAAAGUUACAAAUGGCAGUUUCUUCAUUCCUUGCUUUCCCGAACAAAUCAAUCACAUGCUGUGCACCUAAGGCAGGCCAUGAAAGAAUUAGAGAGAGAGGCAAGAACAUGGUACUCAGAGCCCAUUGAGAUAUCAAGUGAGCAAUUCAUUGAGAUGAUGGUGCUUGAUGGUUGCUUUAUCAUUGAGCUCUUCCAACAAGUUUCUGAGAGUGAAGACUCUGUAAAUGCCAACAGCCUAUUGUUCAGAAAGACAUGGUUAAUUCCGAUUCUCAUUAGAGACCUCCUGAAGCUUGAAAACCAACUUCCCUUCUUCGUUCUUGAGAGGUUAUUCAAUCUCUCCAUUGGCGAUACCAGUGACCUCUUAAGUUUGCAAGCCUUAAAGUUCUUUAAUCUUGCCCUGCCAAGGUCCCUUGAAUUACUAAAGAACAUAAAAUUCCAUGACCUAGCCAAGAAUCAUCUACUUGACUUGUUUCAGUCAAGCUACCUCCCCUUCUCAAUCUCAUCCCGCAACUCCAGCAACAUCCAAAUAAGAAUAUCACCGAAUUUAAUCAACCUCUGCACGUCAUCACAUGGUUCACAAGAGUAUCACCCAUUGUCCGAUCAGUCAAUGCCAUGUGUGACACGGCUCCGGCUUGCUGGGAUCAAGUUUAGGCCACAAAAAAAUAUUAAUGGUAGCUUCUUGGACAUAAAUUUCGACAAAGGGGUGCUAAAAAUCCCACCAACAACCAUCAAUGAUUUCACCAGCACCAUCCUUAUCAACUGUGUUGCCUUGGAACAAUGCAGCCCACAAGGUUCCUCUACGUACUUUUUUGAAUACAUUGCCUUCAUGAGUUGUCUCAUCAGCUCGGGCAGAGAUGUUACAUUCCUUUGUGACGAUGGAAUUAUCACAAAUUUCCCCUACAAUGAUCUACAAGUUGCUCAUCUUUUCAGGAAAUUGGCAGAGAAAGUUGUUUUCAACAUUAGGGGGUGUUACCUCUCUAAGAAAUUUAGAGAAGUGGAGGCCUACUAUAGCAGCAACUGGGCAACUCUGAGGCGCACAUAUUUUAGCAAUCCAUGGUCAUCCAUCUCAGUUGUCUCUGCCUCUGUUCUGCUGGCGAUGACAACCAUAUAG
Molecule: messenger RNA, 1407 nt
Organism: Camellia sinensis
Lineage: Eukaryota; Viridiplantae; Streptophyta; Magnoliopsida; Ericales; Theaceae
Source: RefSeq, a predicted model, not a curated record